GUCGGACAGUGGACGUGGCAGCGAAAGCAUCGAAUAAGCGAGACUGGAAUUCAAACUCAGUUCGCAAUUCGCAGCAUUUGAGCAUAAUUAUCAAGAUGUGGUUGGCCUUGCUAUUAGCUGCUUUGAUCUUAUUGCUGGCCUGGGACUUUGAGAGCAAGCGCCAUAGAAAUGUCACCUUGAAACGAUCGGGUAUUACUGGACCCCGUUCAUUGCCACUGAUUGGCUGCGGGCUUAAUUUACUGCAUGUGGGCUCAGAGAACGCAAUAGAUUAUAUUCGAAAUUGUUUUGAUAAAUAUGGUGAUACAUUUCACAUAUGGAUACUGAACGAGUCGCAGGUGUAUACCAAGAAUAUCAGUCACUUUGAGGACAUAUUGAGUAGCACCACUUUGCUGGAUAAGGGUCAGCUGUAUCAGUUCCUACGCGCCUUUCUCAGCGAUGGACUGCUGCUAAGCGUGUUUCAAAAGUGGCACUCGAGGCGCAAGGUCUUCUCAACGGCAUUCCACUUCAAGAUAUUGGAGCACUACGUGGGAAUUAUGGACAGCCAGAGCGCCAUCUUGGUGGAGAAACUAAAGCCUUUUGCCAAUGGAGAGCAUAUAGUGGAUACGCAUCAAUAUGUCUCACUGGCAGCUCUGGAUAUCGUAACAGAGGCUGCCAUGGGCGUGCAGGUCAACUCACAAUGUAAUCCCGACUUUCCCUACAUAAAGGCGUUGAAAAGUGUUGUGAACAUCCAGACGGAUCGCUGGCUCAAGUUCUCACAGCGCUACAACUGGCUUUUCAGACUCACAGCCCCCAUAUUGUAUAAGCAACUGCUGAGUGAUAUUCGCAUUAUGCAUGACUUCACCGACAAGGUCAUUCAUGAGCGACGAGGAGCAGUAGAGCGCUCCAAGGCCGAUGGCACCUACCAGUCGAUAUGUGUGGGUGAUGCGGAUACGGGCAGCAAGCCAAAGAUGGCACUGUUGGACAUUCUGCUGCAGUCUUCCAUUCAGGGCGCCCCGCUGAGCGAUGCGGACAUACACGAGGAGGUGGACACUUUCAUAUUCGCAGGCGAUGAUACCACCAGCAGCGCAGUCUCGCAUGCUCUAUACUGCAUCGCCAGACACCCCGCGGUGCAGGCACGGCUAUACGCAGAGUUGGUACAGGUGCUGGGCAGGAAUCGAUCGGCGCCCGUUACCCAAACCCAGCUGAUGCAACUCAAGUACCUGGAGUGCGUCAUAAAGGAGACAUUACGAUUGUAUUCACCCGUACCAGGAUUUGGUAGAUUUACCACCAAGGAUCUGCAGAUAGGCACACAGACAAUUCCGGCCAAUACCAGCAUCUACAUGGUGCCGUACCUGGCCCAUCGCGCAGCUAAAAAUUUCCCCGACCCGUUGAGCUUCAAACCAGAGCGCUUUGAGCACGACGACGAUCGACUGACCUUCUCAUAUAUACCAUUCAGUGCAGGGCCUAGGAACUGCCUUGGCCAAAAGUUUGCCAUGCUCGAAAUGAAAACGAUGAUCAGCAAGGUGCUCAGGUACUAUGAGCUGCUGCCUAAAGGACCUGAGCUAAAGGAAAUUAUGAAUUUCGUACUGCGCUCGGCAACGGGCUGCAAUGUAGCUUUGAAACUGAGAAUGGAUUAGGUUCGACUUAUAAGCAUAUGAAUUGUGGUUUGGGUAUUGAAUGCUAGGUAUAAUAAUAUAUCAACAAUUCAUUCAAUACCCAACUUCAGACGACGACUCAUAUAUUAGGUUCAACAUAAGUAAGACAUCAGUUAUGCGUAUUACUUUUUAUAUACUCAAUGCUGAGCUCAUAUUUAUUCAAUUGUGACGAUAACACCUCAAAUCACAAUCGUUGUCAAGGGUUGGGUAUGUAUUGUUGAUCUAUGAAUUGUACAUAUAAUCAUAAGGAAUAUAUAAUUUAUACGUAAUAAUUUGUAUAUACUUAAGGCCGAGGCCAUAUCUAAUUGAUUGCGACUAUAACACCUCAUCAUAACAAUGCGUAAAUCACAUGCAUUAUAUUUUAUUUUAUAGUGCACCAUUUGAGUCAGAGUACCAAUAUUUGUACAGAUUAUGAGCUUAGGCGUCACUAACGGCGGAAAGACACCCCCAGAAAGACCCACUUCGAUAUUUGUAUAGCAAAUCAGCACAGCAGUCAUAAAUAAAAGAUUAUCUUAAUGGGGGAAAAAAGAAUAAAAUAAACUGUGCAAAGUAAUAUAUAGAAAUAUACU
This is a messenger RNA of Drosophila grimshawi, 2203 nucleotides long. RefSeq names its product probable cytochrome P450 4d20 (gene Cyp4d20). The transcript has 5 exons. Gene Ontology annotation, molecular function: heme binding; monooxygenase activity; oxidoreductase activity, acting on paired donors, with incorporation or reduction of molecular oxygen. Bases 96 to 1616 code for a protein of 506 amino acids. The record is from RefSeq and is a predicted model, not a curated record. NCBI's taxonomy places the organism in Eukaryota, Metazoa, Arthropoda, Insecta, Diptera, Drosophilidae.